Messenger RNA from Cryptococcus deneoformans JEC21, 5122 nucleotides. RefSeq lists its product as hypothetical. Gene Ontology annotation, molecular function: transcription coregulator activity. Gene Ontology annotation, biological process: regulation of transcription by RNA polymerase II. The coding region runs from base 218 to 5056 and encodes 1612 amino acids. The transcript has 14 exons. Gene Ontology annotation, cellular component: mediator complex. The record is from RefSeq and is a predicted model, not a curated record. Lineage: Eukaryota; Fungi; Basidiomycota; Tremellomycetes; Tremellales; Cryptococcaceae.
CCUCCCCCGGAAACACGUCGCACACAACGCAGCCGUAGAGGACUUUGCCCCGCCAGCGUGGAGGACGGUGCUCCACAACCGCGUCGACUUUGGCUACCCCGACUUCUACCCCUCCAGGCCCGGGUUCGACCAGCCGGAGGAUGUGCUCACAGAGGACAACGUCAAGAGCGGCUUCGCAGGCAAGCCCUUCGUCUCCGAGGUGGCCGAGACAUUCUCAAUGCAUGGACCCAUACACCAACAUCUCUCGGGCGGAUGCCUCGCCAUGCUCAUGCAGCUCGGCAAGGAGCUCGUCGAGAAGCAAGAGCAGUCUAUGCCACAGUUCCACGAACGGUCGUUCCGGAUACCGGGGCGGGUCAUCUACACGGACAACAAACGGCUGGGCUUCCUCGCCGACCUCGGCAACCGGGAUAUCCCCCUGCACUGGCUCAUGCGCAACCAGAUCCCGCACGGCUUCAAGGGCGUCGAGCUUCUCGACGUCAUGUUCUCGCCACUGACCACCGUCCGCCAGCCACCACCCAAUCUUGCGCCCAUGGAUCCCAUCCCGAUAGACAGGGCUAUAUGGCUUAUCCGAGUCAUCGGUUCCAACGAUAUCGCCGCGCACCGGGCGAGGCAGCACCAAACGGCCGCAUCCGUGCCUGCGCCUUCGCCUGCUGCAGCGACCCCGAGCUCGACGACGACCGUCACCGCCACUCCGGCCAUGCCAGUGUCCAGCAACGACUGGUACUCGCAAGAGUUUACCAACACUGUCAUCUCUUGGCUACGGAUUCAGCUUGGCCAGCUCGCUCUUCCCAAUACGGUGAAAGUCGCCGGCAAGUUGCCGGCGACGAAAGCGGGCAGUGGGAUUUUGCAGGAUGAAAAAGCUCGAGCGAAAUGGCUGGCCAAGUGGGAUUAUAGCACCCGCCUUCUCCGUGCGUUACAUACCAAACACCUGAUAUCAACCCGGCUCUUUACAGGCUGGCUCGCCGACCAUCUGACACACGUCAACCUCGCCCAAUUGGGAUUCCUUGCGCAGCUCAUCGGGGAGUAUCUGGACGAUCUGGUGCAUCAUCUCGGGAGCGCAAGGCAUUGCCUAAGAGCGGCAUGUGACAAGCUGGUAGAAGUCAGAAAUUCACCCGGCAAGGAAUUGCUGCAGAAAGUGGAGGAUAUGUUGAUAACUGUCAUCAAGGCUUUAUACGAGGCCAACCCGGACGUCUUGCUGAGCCCCUCGACAUGGAGGCUGCAUUCUCCCCUUCUCGCCACUAUCCUCUCGACCUCGUCACCCCAGUGGGAGAACCUCAAGCGUCGCAACGAGGCUCUCGCAUUCAAACCGACUGUUACUGCCGGUAGCUCGAAUCCUCGGCGGCAGCGGAUGGAAGAGAUCCAGAAACUCGACUCCAUCUGCAAAGACACCGAUAUGCGUCAACUCACAUUCCUAUUCUUUGACGGCGCAGCAUCACCCACUUGCUCGCCCGUCGACCUUGUCAAAUUUGAAGAAAAAGUGUUCACGCUUCUCAAUUGGUCAAUGGGUCUCUUCCAACUCGGCGCUCAUCGACCUUAUGCGGUGUAUACCUUGCUUAAACACUGGCACGAGCAGCAGGAGGAACACCAAGCGUCGCAAGCAAAGCUGGGGAAAAGACAGCAUAUCGAUCUGUUUCAAGUGGUGUACAAGUGGCUGGAUACAGCUCCCGCAGCGAGGAAUGAAGAUAACGUGCGCGCGAUUGGGAUCACGAUCGGCGAGUUGACGCGGAGAGGAAUGUUUUCCUAUGGGCGGUACCUCCAGACACUGAUCGCGAACGGUCACACUGCAAGGAAUCUCCGCUCAGCGUCCGACGACAGGUCGCAUCACCUCGCAUUACUCAAGUCGAUGCCAGUCUUCGUGAUGGCCAAGGAUCUUUUGCAGCAGAGGAGGAUCGCCUUGAGUGGAGAUGACUUGGAAGUAAGGAGAAGAGAUGAGCUGGAAGAAAAAGCAGUGUUGGCAGCCUUUGAGGAGCAAGUCAAGGAGUAUGUGCCUGAAGUGUAUGGCUUGGAGUCGUACGGACAAAGUGAAGCUCUCAAAACAAUGGUCAACUAUGAGAUCCCCGCAUCUUCACAGUUGACCCGUUACCUCUAUGUCUUUGCUAGAUUUUCCAUUGCUGCCAAUGCGGGAGCAACGCUCAGAAGCGAUGGCGAGAGACGGGCCAUGGACGCAUCGACGUUUGCACGGAUAACACAAGUUUUCAGACAGAGUCACGGCUACGCCACAAUCGCCGAUUUCAUGGUCCGGGCGCUACAAGAAGCAGAGGACGACGAGAUACUUGAUGUCAUACUGGACAUCAUCAAGCGCGAUGCUGAUGUAUGGACGGCGAUGGAUUUAUGGCCGAGGCUAGGUGACAAGUUACUCGAUCGACACCAUGCUUUGGAGAGAAAAGGAAAGGAGCAUCCGAGGUUGGUGCAGUUGUUGAAAGUACUGGCUCAGAAGAAGAGGUUGAUGCCCGAUGACGAGGAUGAGGUGAAGCAACUACAGACCAGUGUUGACAAGUCGACGUCGCCUCCAGCGGGUGUCAAGCUGGUGGACGUUUUUGAAGUUUUACCCCAUAUCCUGACCACAGGGAAAGAGAACACGGCCAUCUCUGUUGCCCCCGCACUCUUCCGCCAAUGCGGCCGCUUUUCGAGCUGGUCGUUGAAAUGGUGGACGUUGAUUGUCGACGUGGUGCAAAAGGCAGGCAAUACCGAGCAAAAACCAUUUUUAUACCAUGUCAUUUCGACCCAUUUGUCUGCCGUCUUGGGCCAGCACGGCGACUCGUUGGAUGAUGCGGUCACCUCGUGGCUCGAAAACCUUUCUGCGGCCAACGUGGUCGAAACGUUUGGGGGACGGACACGUCCAGCCGGUGUACUGGUCCGCCUCUUGCUCUUCCUCGUUUCCCACCGCUUCCUCUCCACCUGGGUCGUCUUGGAAAAGGCCGUUUUCCCCAUUUGGAAACACGCCGCUCCGUUCGCUCUCCCACCCCGCAAACGCCUUUCAUCAAAGCAGAUCCAAGCAAUCACCUCUACCGUCAACAUCAUCGCGCAACUCCUCAUUUCACCUCCGCUCAUCCCCGACCUUGCACCCGUUUCGCUGAAAGAAUCUCUCAUUGUCCAAGCUUCGCGCCAGCCGGUGCUACAGGGUUCUUCCGUCGGGAUCCUCAUCCAACAUUUACCCCUGUUGGUCGUGUUUGAGCAGAGCAAGCUUUUGCCUGAUCAGGUGUCGCACAGGAUCGAUGAGAUUUUGAGGAAUCUGGCGAUGACGGCAGAGUUCAAGACGGCGGCAUUCAGGAACCUGAAUCUGCUGAAAGACGCUUUCCUCGCGAGGGAAUGGAGUGGGCCGGGGAUGGAUCAGGGGUUGGAGGGCAAGAUGAUUGAUGUGCUCAAGCGUAUCAUGUCGGAGAAGCCUACCCAACCAUCACCUAAACAAGGCCUGCCGAAUUUCGAUACGUCUGCUCGAUUCAGCGCGUGGCGCUGGACGCGAGUCGUCCUCGAGAUGCGUGUAGAGUUCAAAGCGUUGACGAUGAGGAUCGCAGAGGGUCAGAAUGUGGCAGAGGCCAAGCAGACGCUGAAUCAACUAGUGCAUGCUACUCUGGAUCGUGAGACGACUGCGGAUGAUACGGAUUUGUUAUGUGAGGUGUUCAAGGGAGUUGAUUCGAUGGUGACUCAAGAAAUACUUGCUGCAGGGAUGGAGAGACUCGCGACAUUGCUCGGCCAUGCAAUCGCAGCUGAAUCACAACAGCAGCUUGAGACCCAUAUCAAAUCCAUCGACCAGCUGCUUCGCAUCCUCGACAGCAUGAACAACCUGCCUUCACAAUCCGUUACCGAACCAUCGGUACUAAACGCCCGGCACAAGCUAUUGGACCUUCUCGCUUUAGCAUUGCAGACCGUGGAGAGAAACCUGUCAACGACACGCGAUGGCAGCGAUCUCUUGUUACCCCCCGGGAUAUCUCCGCCUCAGCCUAGUCAUCUCUUGAAAGCAGUGAUGGGCCUAUUGAAGUUUACGCUAGGCUCUGUGGUAUCCGAGAGCGUAUCGCUGACGGCACCAAAACCAAAUUUUCCGCACCUAGCUGUCUGCUUCUUGAAAGCUAUUUUUGCCGGCGAUGGUAUCCUUGAUUCCAAUAGCGCCAGGAUAAUGGCGGAUAUGCUGGUGUAUAUCAUUGAUUGCACUUCUCCCCAAGCACGACUUGUAUGCCAAAGUGCUCUCUUGGCAGAAACCGUCUCUCCCCAUGCGCAAUCUAUCCUUAGUUCAUUCCCCGAACUAUCAGCGGCCAUGCCAUAUCUGUCGCCUGUGCAACGACACAUGUCCCUCGUCACUCCAGACACCGCGGAUCAUGUGUCGGACUCUGCCUUGCCACUUGACGAUCGUCGCUGGGAACUGUUUGAAUAUAUCGGGCCAUCCAAACGCAAGAUCGGUCCUCAAGACUUGUUCCUUGCUAGUGCACCGCUGAAAGAUGCGUCGUCUAUCCCGAUCACUCUCUUUGACCCCAAAAUCACACGGGAUGCGCCUCCGAAUGCGGGUACGAUGGAUGCUUACGGUAAACCUGCUGAAGAUGGAGAGCUCUCGCCAACGACCGACCCCAACCCCGCUUCGCCUGUGGAAGAAGAACCUCGGCGUUCAUGGGAGACGUUUGCGUCAGAGAGAAAUCUGGGCGAUGGGCUUGCGGGCGAACCGGCGUAUGCAAAGCAGGCAGCGACACUACUCUUCUCUGUGCGUGAUAACGACGUCCUCGAGGUUGCACCUGUCAAAUCUGCCCCGGAGCUUGUCAUCACCUCGUCAACGUCGCCGCAGAAACCAAAAGUCAAGCGGUCCGGCAGCGGGAAAGACAAGGCGACAGGGUCCAACAAGGAUGCCCCGGCCGCAGCGGAGGAGGAUGAGAAUGAUGAAGACAGUGGGGCAGAGGUUCCUCUGAGUAAGAAGCAAAAGACGGCGAAGAAUAAUAAUGCGGCGGCUAAGGCACCUGCCAGGAAGACGACGGGUGGGAAGGGAGUUAGUAAGAAGGCGACAGGGAAGAGUGCAAAGGAAGGUGCGACGGGCAAGGCAAAGGGCGGGAGAAGAAAGUCUCAAGCAGAGUGAGGCUGAUAGAGUAGUGGUGCAUGUUGAACUGUAGCACAUAGGGCAUGCAGUACGUCUGGCUCAAUC